AUGCGGCCCUCUCUCCUUCUUCCCUCUCUGCUGGGCUCAGUCUGGGCCUCGCCCACUGCAUCACCUCUUGACGUGGAUCCCGCCCUCGUCGAACUCGGCCGCCGAGCUGCUGCCGCCGGCCAACCCACCUUCAACUUCACCCAGUGCUACGUCACGGUCAAGGGGGAUCCCGGGUUCCAGAGCUUCCAGGCCGGCACGGCCACGGGGACCAUGUGGCUCGUGUGGGGCAUCCCGCCGCCGGCGGACAACAAGAACGGCGAAAACCCGGUCGACGUGGUCCUCCGUGUCGGCGGGGGUAGCAUUGGGUCCAUCAACUUUGUCACCAACGGGUACCUGAACAAUUUCCCCUCCGUCAGACCCGGGCCGAGCAUCGACUAUGUCAAGGUCAAGGGCACAGCCGCCAAAUUUCAGGCCGACGUCGACUUUUCCUAUGUUCCGUACGGCCAGCAGCCUCAGUGGUUCGCCACGACCAUGUCCAAGAACAUCGGGCCGCCCUGGGGCCCCCUCGCCACUUAUGGUGUGACCUCUGGGUUCCUCGGAUUGAAGACCACAGAACCGACGGCCCAGAACACCAGGGAGGUCAACGGGGCUGUUUUCUUCGCGGGGGGCAAUCGCAAUCCCGGUUACGCUGGCUAUAUUACUGGGUCGUGCUUGGGAAGUGGCACUCUUCCGCUUAGUAUUGUCUAG
Molecule: messenger RNA, 687 nt
Organism: Fusarium vanettenii 77-13-4
Lineage: Eukaryota; Fungi; Ascomycota; Sordariomycetes; Hypocreales; Nectriaceae
Exons: 1
Coding region: 1-687 (228 amino acids)
Source: RefSeq, a predicted model, not a curated record